AUGACAACAGGUCAAGGCCGACCAGAGGGCAAUUGCGGUAUCGUUGGUUUCAGAAAUGCUAUGGACUCUCUGCAGCUGGAGAAGUUAUCCUUCUGGUUGUGCUCGUGUCUUAAGGCCCCACUCAGUCUGCGGGUAAUGCUGGUGCGAAUCAGAUUAUAA
Perkinsus marinus ATCC 50983 is the source of this 159-nucleotide messenger RNA. RefSeq lists its product as hypothetical. The record is from RefSeq and is a predicted model, not a curated record. NCBI's taxonomy places the organism in Eukaryota, Perkinsozoa, Perkinsida, Perkinsidae. Bases 1 to 159 code for a protein of 52 amino acids. The transcript is spliced from 3 exons.